AUGAUGAUGCUUAGCGGCGUGUCGUUGGGCGAUGUGCUGACCAUCUGCGGGCUGUUCGCGGUGCAGUGCAUCUUCGGCCUGUACAUGAUGUUCCUCAACCGGCUGCUCGCCGCCGGCGUCCCCUCGCUCUUCAUCAUCGUUGUAGCCUGCGCGGCCUCCUCCGUCGUCGUCCUCCCCUUCGCCGUGGCCAUCGAGAGGAAGAAAUGGCCCAAGCGCUGGAGCCCCGUGCUGGUUAUCCAGCUCGUCUUAAUCUCCCUUGGAGGGGUAUCAAUAUACCAAGUAUUCAUGAUGCUCGGUGUCGAACGGACCUCACCGGCGAUAGCCUCUGCCAUGCCCAAUCUCGGUCCUGGCUUCAUCUUUGUCAUCGCCGCCAGCCUGAGGUUCGAGAGAUUUGAGUGGAAGUGCAGGUACACCAGAGCAAAGAUCUUGGGCACGUUGGUGUGCCUCAGUGGAGCAAUGUGCGUGAGCUUCCUAAAGAGUCCCGAUCCCGUAACAGCGCCCAAGUCUGUUCCCGGGGACGACGAAGCGCUCUCCAACAUCAAAAUCGACAGAGAGUGGAUCCUAGGCUGCCUAUACCUGCUGUCUGGAGUCACGGUCUUCGCUUGCAACACUGUCCUGCAGGCUGCAACCUUGAAGAGGUUCCCCGCGCCGCUGUCGAUCUGCGUGAUCACCGCCAUGAUGGGGUCAAUCUUCAGCGCUAUGAUCCAGGUCAUCAUGGAGGGAAAGCUCAGCUCAGGCACGGCGGAGAACGUCCCGAGAAUCGUCGGUGAAAUCGUGCUUGUGGGAGGCGGUGUGAUCGGCCUGUGCACGACGUUCCAGGUGUCAAGCAUCGGUCGCAAGGGCCCUGUCCUGGUGUCGAUGUUCAGCCCGUUCCAGACCGUGUUCUCGGCGUUCAUUUCUUUCAUCCUCUUCAGGCAAUGGAUCGGCACUGGAUGCCUAGUGGGGAUUGUUCUGAUGUUUGCCGGCCUCUAUGUGGUGCUAUGGGCGAAGAACAGGGAGGACAAGAUGUCCGCCGAGCUCGCAACGCCGUCUGACGAGACUGAAUCUGACGUCGAGAGGCCGUUCUUGCAGUGAUGAGUUGGGCAAAAUCGCUUGCUUGGACGCAAACUGUUAGUGUUGCAGGUUGUACCCGAAUCUACACUGAUCAUGUUUACGGUUUGACUUUCCCUUUGCGGGGUUACUGCUUAGAUGUACUUAAAACACCAGUUGUUUGUCGACCGGCUGAGCAAAGGAGAGUUUUUUUCGGAUUCGCUACAGUAGCAGGU
Messenger RNA from Lolium rigidum, 1265 nucleotides. Its product is annotated as WAT1-related protein At5g47470-like. Gene Ontology annotation, molecular function: transmembrane transporter activity. Lineage: Eukaryota; Viridiplantae; Streptophyta; Magnoliopsida; Poales; Poaceae. Gene Ontology annotation, cellular component: plasma membrane. The coding region runs from base 1 to 1074 and encodes 357 amino acids. The transcript is spliced from 6 exons. The record is from RefSeq and is a predicted model, not a curated record.